Phacochoerus africanus (Common warthog) is the source of this 1727-nucleotide messenger RNA. It is a transcript of the gene ASGR1, whose product is annotated as asialoglycoprotein receptor 1. Gene Ontology annotation, molecular function: fucose binding; D-mannose binding. The transcript has 9 exons. Gene Ontology annotation, biological process: biological process involved in interspecies interaction between organisms. Gene Ontology annotation, cellular component: external side of plasma membrane. Lineage: Eukaryota; Metazoa; Chordata; Mammalia; Artiodactyla; Suidae. The record is from RefSeq and is a predicted model, not a curated record. The coding region runs from base 614 to 1474 and encodes 286 amino acids.
GAAAGCCAGCCUUAGGUUCAGAUGCCAGGGUCACAGGCCCAGAUUGGGUAAGAGCAGAGCAGAGAUCGGCCCCUCUGUUCCCGGUCCAGAGACAGUUGGAGACACUAAAAAUUCUGGAAACUUCAGAGGCAGGAAGUGAAGGGGGAGGGGCGGAGGGGAAACAGCAAAGGGCACCCUGGCCGCUCCGGGCCUGGCCCCCCUCCCAAACUGUGCCUUCAGUGAGGUUGGGGCGGGGAGGACAGCCCAGGUGACUCCCUGUCCCUGGGAAGCCAAGAUGAGACAACCCAUCCCCCGCUCCCCCCCCCCCCCCGCCCCCGAGGUCCAAAUCCAUUUCUGCCUCUGUUUACGUCCAAAGUCCUGGGCACUGGGGAUGCCAGGUUUGGUGUGUGCGGACACACAGACACGCAGACGCACAGGGCUCAGGGCCCGCGUAUGGACCCUGCCCCCUCCGCUCCCACUUUCCAGGGCUGUCCGCGCACCCUAAUUCUCCAGUCUUCGGCCGCUCUCCUAGCCGGGCAUCUGCACAGCAGUGAGGGACCCAGGAGUCCGCCUUGAGACCUUCAGCAACCUUAACCUUGGCGGUGACCUGGUUCGAGGUCUAGCCAGCCUUAGCAUGACAAAGGAAUAUCAAGAUCUGCAGCAUCUGGACAAUGAGGAGAAUGACCAGCAGCACAGAAAAGGGCCACCUCCUCAACAGUCACUCUUUCGGCGUCUCUGCUCGGGACCCUGCCUCCUCCUGAUUUCCAUGGGCCUUAGCCUCCUGCUGCUGGUAGUUGUCUGUGUGAUCGGAUCCCAGAACUCCAAGCUGCAGGAGGAGCUGCAGGCCCUGAGAGAGACCUUCAGCAACCUCACUGCGAGCACAGACGCCAAGGUCAAGACCCUCAGCAUGCAGGGAGGAAAUGUGGGCAGAAAGAUGAAGUCCCUGGAGUCCCAGCUGGAGAAACAGCAGCAGGACCUGAGUGAAGAUCACUCCAGCUUGCUGCUCCACGUGAAGCAGUUUGUGUCCGAUCUGCGGAGCCUCAGCUGUCAGAUGGCUGUCCUCCAGGGCAAUGGCUCUGAAAGGACCUGCUGCCCGGUUAACUGGGUGGACUAUGAAGGCAGCUGCUACUGGUUCUCCCGCUCUGGGAAGCCCUGGCCGGAGGCUGAGAAGUACUGCCAGCUGGAGAAUGCCCACCUCGUGGUGGUGGGCUCCUGGGAGGAGCAGAAAUUUAUCCAGCACCACGUGGGCCCUGUGAACUCCUGGAUCGGCCUCACUGAUCAGAGCGGGCCCUGGAAGUGGGUGGAUGGCACCGACUACGAGUCGGGCUUCAAGAACUGGAGACCCGAGCAGCCAGAUGACUGGUACGGGCAUGGGCUCGGGGGUGGCGAGGACUGUGCCCACUUUACGGAGGACGGCGGCUGGAACGAUGACGUCUGCCAGAGGCCCUAUCGCUGGGUGUGCGAGACACAGCGGGACAGGGACAGCGGCAGCUAGGAGUCUCCUCUCCCUCUAAUUUAUGUCCUCAAUGCUUUUACCUGCCACGGGGGUCUUGGUUGGGGGACCCUCCUCUCUGGGUGCUUCAGGAUUUUCACCUCGGAUUUUGAGGGAAGGGAGAAGGGUGGGGUCUGAGGAAUGGAGAAUGAUGUUUGGAGGCUUGGGGAGUUUGAAAUGCCUGCCCGUUUCUGUAGUUUGCAGGGUAUUAUUGUCAACUUUUUUUUUUUAAAGAGUAAAAAGAAGUGCAAUAUAC